Molecule: messenger RNA, 1266 nt
Organism: Astyanax mexicanus (Mexican tetra)
Lineage: Eukaryota; Metazoa; Chordata; Actinopteri; Characiformes; Acestrorhamphidae
Product: C-type mannose receptor 2-like
Exons: 4
Coding region: 1-1266 (421 amino acids)
Source: RefSeq, a predicted model, not a curated record
AUGAAGGUGAACUUCAAGCUCAAGGAACAUCAGGGAGACGACCAAGGAGGACUACAUGUUGAUAAGCCACAAAGCUUCUGGGAGAAUUUAGUCAAUUCUUCAAGUAAAGUGUUUCCACACUUUCUCCUGAUCUUCACAGCUGUGUGUGGUGUAUCUCCAUACGUUCCUCAUCGGUAUCACUUUGUGGAUCAGAGUAAAAACUGGACUGAAGCUCAGAGCUACUGCAGACAGAACUACACUGAUCUGGCCACCAUCAACAACAUGGACGAGAUGAAGAAGCUGAACAAGACUCUGAAGGGUAAAGGUGGAGAAUUUGCUUGGAUUGGUCUGGACCUCGGAGACAAAGGGAAAUGGCGGUGGUCUCUGCCAGAUGGAAAUUUCUACACUGUAGAAGAUACAGACCAGAACUGGAACAAUAAAGAACCAAAUAAUCCUGGAGAAAAGAAGUUCUGUGUUUCGAUGUAUAAACAAGAUGGAAAGUGGUUUGAUGACGCCUGUACGAGUGGACAUUUCUUUGUGUGUUUUGACAAAAAUAAACCAAACACUGAGAGAUACGUAUUCAUUAAUGACAAAAAGACCUGGCGUGAAGCUCAGAGCUACUGCAGAGAACAUCACACAGACCUGGCCAGUGUGAGGAACGAGACUGAGAGACAGCAGAUCAAUGCAGCAGGAAACGGUGUUCAUUUCUGGAUCGGCCUGUUUAAGGACUCCUGGGAGUGGUCAGAUCAGAGUAACUCCUCAUUCCGACACUGGGAGCCUCGCCAGCCAGAUAAUAAUGAUCUUACAAAAUGUGCUGCAGCUUCUGUGAAGGACCAGGGUCAGUGGCAUGAUAUAAAAUGUGAUGAACAGUACCCAUUCAUCUGCCAUGAGAAUAAGCUGAUCUUGAUCCAGCAGAAGCUGAGCUGGAAAGGAGCUCUGAGAUACUGCAGAGAGAAUCAUGUGGACCUGGUCUCAGUUCACUCUAAGGAGAUCCAGCUCUGGGUGGAGGAUGUGGCUCAGAAAGCCUCCACUGAUCAUGUGUGGCUGGGUCUGCGUCACACCUGUGCCCUCAGCCUCUGGUUCUGGAUGAGUGGAGACUUUAUCUGCUAUGAUAACUGGGCUCCGGGUGACGAGACAGAGGGAGAAGACUGCAAUAAUGCUCCAGAGGAAGAAGACUGCAGUCCUGUAGAGAGAACCGGAGCGGUGCAGGCUAGAGGAGAUCAGCAGUGGGUCAGCCUGCCUGAGAACCAGCCUCUCAACUUCAUCUGCAUCAGAUAUGAAGGUUAG